Oncorhynchus nerka (sockeye salmon) is the source of this 783-nucleotide messenger RNA. RefSeq lists its product as uncharacterized. Bases 1 to 783 code for a protein of 260 amino acids. The transcript has a single exon. NCBI's taxonomy places the organism in Eukaryota, Metazoa, Chordata, Actinopteri, Salmoniformes, Salmonidae. The record is from RefSeq and is a predicted model, not a curated record.
AUGGUAGAAAAAAAUAAACCCCCUGCUGCAGACCCCCUGCCCAGACCCCCUGCUGCAGAGCCCCUGUCCAGACCCCCUGCCCAGACCCCCUGUCCAGACCCCCUGUCCAGACCCCCUGCUGCAGAGCCCCUGUCCAGACCCCCUGCUACAGACCCCCUUCCCCAAACCCCCCGUCCAGACCCCUUCCCAGACCCCCCGUCCAGACCCCCUUCCCAGACCCCCGUCCAGACCCCCUACCCAGACCCCACGCAGCAGACCCCCUGCAGCAGACCCCCUGCAGCAUACCCCCUUCCCAGACCCCCUGCAGCAUACACCCCUUUCCAGACCCCCUGCAGCAUACCCCCUUUCCAGACCCCCUGCAGCAGACCCCCUGUCCAGACCCCCUGUCCAGACCCCCUGCAGCAUACCCCCUGUCCAGACCCCCUGCUGCAUACCCCCUGUCCAGACCCCCUUCCCAGACCCCCUUCCCAGACCCCCUUCCCAGACCCCCUGCAGCAUACCCCCUUCCCAGACCCCCUGCUGCAUACCCCCUUCCCAGACCCCCUGUCCAGACCCCCUGCUGCAUACCCCUCCCAGACCCCCUGCCGCAGACCCCCUUCCAGACCCCCUGCAGCAUACCCCUGUCCAGACCCCCUGUCCAGACCCCCUGCUGCAUACCCCCUUCCCAGACCCCCUGUCCAGACCCCCUGCUGCAUACCCCCUUCCCAGACCCCCUGCAGCAUACCCCCUGUCCAGACCCCCUGUCCAGACCCCCUGCUGCAUACCGGAGCGGCAUUGAUGUGA